AUGCCCGACAUGUACGCCAUUCAACCCUGCUCGAAAGCGAGCCUAGACUCUGAGAAAAAUGACUCGAAUCUGCAAUGCACACCGAAUAUCAUCCCGUGCCGAGUUCACCACGAUGGACCAAUUGAUUCCUUGGGGCGGUAUUGGACACCAGUGAAAGACGAAAAAGAUAAUACAGAAACAGUGCACUUCCGUGGACGCAAACUCCGAGGUCGGCGCGUCGCUCUCCCUGAGGGUUAUCAAGGCGUUGUAGCAACUCCUACAGACCGCGUGUUACCUCCCACUCAGCGGGCCGACAGUGACGGCGCCGAGGAUGUCGAGGCUGAACCCGAGGAACCAGUGAAGAUUCUGGAGACGCAGGGAACUUUUGAUGACUUUAUAGUAUGGGGUCAUGAAGCUCUCCCUCCUGCAGAUGACACUUUUGUGAAGGGAGUGGCAGAGUGGAUUCAAUUCGCGGAUGCAAUGCAUACGACUCCAUCUUCAACAACGAAUGGAAACAAGGAAUCUACUGCUGCUGUAUAA
Penicillium paradoxum is the source of this 519-nucleotide messenger RNA. RefSeq names its product ribonuclease H2 subunit C. Bases 1 to 519 code for a protein of 172 amino acids. Gene Ontology annotation, biological process: RNA catabolic process. NCBI's taxonomy places the organism in Eukaryota, Fungi, Ascomycota, Eurotiomycetes, Eurotiales, Aspergillaceae. The record is from RefSeq and is a predicted model, not a curated record. Gene Ontology annotation, cellular component: ribonuclease H2 complex. The transcript has 4 exons.